Radiomyces spectabilis is the source of this 1341-nucleotide messenger RNA. RefSeq lists its product as uncharacterized. Gene Ontology annotation, cellular component: nuclear telomere cap complex; chromosome, telomeric region. The record is from RefSeq and is a predicted model, not a curated record. Gene Ontology annotation, biological process: regulation of telomere maintenance via telomerase; telomere capping. The transcript is spliced from 11 exons. Lineage: Eukaryota; Fungi; Mucoromycota; Mucoromycetes; Mucorales; Radiomycetaceae. Bases 1 to 1341 code for a protein of 446 amino acids. Gene Ontology annotation, molecular function: telomerase inhibitor activity; G-rich strand telomeric DNA binding.
AUGACGGUAGAUGACUCUGCAAUUGUCAGCCAAGUCAAAGCCUUGGGAGUUGUCCCUUUGACAGAAUUAACCGCGACACAGCAAGCCGACGUUUACGGGAUUGUCAAGAUGCUUAAACCAGCGAGACAAUGUGCGAAUGGCAGACGAGAUUGGCAAUUGACGUUUCAAGUCAUUGAUCCAUCGAUUCAACCGCAAUCCAAGAUAUCGCACAUUACCAGCAACCUGUUUUACGAAAGUCAGGAUUGGCUACCCGCAAUUCAAGGUCCAGGUGAUAUUGUGAUUUGCAAAAAUGUCGUGCUUCGUCCGUUCAACGGUACAGUUCAAGUGCAGAAAAUAGCAAAUCGGUCAACGUUUAUUGUGGUUGAUCCCGACACCUUGAAGCAGCGUCCCAAUGCGGCCUACGCAAUUACGCCGACAGAGAAUGACUGGAAAAUGAUCCGACUAUAUCAACAAUGGGCAAAAGACCGCAAAGCGACCGACCGACCGUUGCCGACCAUGAAUAUGCCUUCCCAACCAAAGAUUACGCACCUUCGAACGGAUGAACUGCAACCUAAUUAUUUUCCCUAUUUUGACUACGUUGGCCAGGUUGUGGCUGUGAAUCUGCAGGGUCCUUGCAUGGUGUUUCUUCUUACCGACUACACCGAGAAUCCUCAGCCGAUGGACGAUGAAGACCUUCCAACGGGCGUGGAUGCUCGGCUUCUGGUCCAAUGUACAUUGUGGGAUGAAAACGUCCGACAAUGCCCUGCGUUUCAACAUGGCGAUUUCAUCCACCUGAGGAACUGUAAAGUCAAACAGAGCGCCUAUGGCCAACUUGAACUCGCCGUGCAUGGCGAAAAGAAUCUGCAAAGAAAAUUCAGAAAAGUCUUCAAACUUGAUCCCGCGGACCCACUCCUCGCCCAACUGCAAACUCGUCGCGAAGCAUAUGAGGCGAACAAGCGUCAAAAACGGCGAAAAGUCAACUCGAUUCAUGAAAUUACCGUGGGAGUUGUACGCACCGUGCAUAAACAUCAAACCAUGAAUUAUUCUUCCAAUCAGACGGUCAUGCACACGGACGAGCUUCCGAAAAAGUGGAAAAUUAGAGCCUAUCUUACAGAUUAUCAUCCCUCCAAUGCCAAGGAUUGGGUCGUCAAAUGGUGUUCACGAUGUGAUCGAUCAUAUGGCCAAAGCAGUACAACCGUGUGCGAAUUCUGUAAAAGUGGAUCAUUGCAAUACACGUAUUCCGCAUGUUUGCUGGCCCAAGAUGCACAAGGAGUCAAGAUCCCCAUUUACUGUUACGGGAAAGAUACUAUCUCCAUGUUUCCAGACAUGCCGCCUUGCGAAAAUCGGUCUAACAAAAAGUGA